This is a messenger RNA of Capronia coronata CBS 617.96, 1494 nucleotides long. RefSeq lists its product as uncharacterized. Gene Ontology annotation, biological process: positive regulation of transcription by RNA polymerase II. The record is from RefSeq and is a predicted model, not a curated record. Gene Ontology annotation, cellular component: nucleus. NCBI's taxonomy places the organism in Eukaryota, Fungi, Ascomycota, Eurotiomycetes, Chaetothyriales, Herpotrichiellaceae. Gene Ontology annotation, molecular function: transcription cis-regulatory region binding; zinc ion binding; DNA-binding transcription factor activity, RNA polymerase II-specific. Bases 1 to 1494 code for a protein of 497 amino acids. The transcript has 4 exons.
AUGCUACAGCUUCCACCUGCCACCCGCCCGGCGAUUCACCCCACUGCCUGCCGGAACUGCCGACGGAGGGGGCGACGAUGCGAUAAGACCUUGCCGACCUGUCUGAGCUGCAAGAACAGGUUGGUGGCAUGCGAAGGCUACGUGACUCGCUGGACCGGGGUGGCAGCACGCGGAAAGUUGGCUGGCAAGUCGAAACCCGUGCUAGACGAUGAGGAGGAAGGGAGGACCAGUCCCGAGCAACCUCGCUGCUCCCGGGCCACAACAUCAACGACCUCGGUGUCGCCACGCCAGCGACAACGACAUCAGAAGCAGCUUGCCGCAAGCCAAAGGCUCGGCAGCCUCAAGACCAUAGGCCAACCCGACUCGCUGCGUGCUGACGGCCUGGACGUCUUCAUCGACUAUUUUGUACAUGAACUGAGCUACAUUCCAUACCUGGGAUCAAACCCGGGCGAAGGACCAUAUCUACGCUAUGUGCGACCCCUCACCAACACCGUCCUGCCUCUGCGCUACGUCGUAGCAGCAUCAGCAUCACUCCAUCUAGCAUCACGACUAUGUGACGAGCCACUGCGAAACCGCAGCCGCGAACUACAGCUGAAGGCGUCGGUACUGUUGCGGCAGAGGCUCACUUCAAAGACCUUUUCGAUGGAUCAUGGAACUGUGUUGACGAUGCUUAUGAUGGCUCAAUUGGAUAUGUGCACAGGUGAUCUCGCCGAGUUCGACAUCCACGUCCCGGCCGCAAAAGCGUUUGUCCGCGCCUAUGGAACAGUCAUGCCCGACAGGAGCUACUGCGAACAGCGGCUAGCAUGGUGGGAUAUCAUGCGAGCCACGACCUCGACCCGACUCUUGACCUUCACCUCGACCGACCUGAAGAAGACCAUCAGUCGAUACCAGUCGCCACACGGCGGCCGCGAAUGGGGCUGCGACGCGUUUGCCUGCCCUGUCGAUCUGGCCGAAUACAUUGCCGACGUGACCAUGCUGUACAAGCUGCAGCCUGCCGACCGACCGUUUGCCGCGGACGUCAUGCAGAGGGCCGCGCUGCUCGCCUCGAGCGUCAGGGCCUGGACACCCACGCAGUCAUACUCCGAGCCCAUGUCGCACGUCGUCGGUGCCUGGCACGCCAGCAUCCUCCUCUACAUCAUCCGGCUGUUCCGACUGCACGAGCAUGAGAACGAGCACGACGAGGCGCACAUGUUCGACGACACCGCCGCUCUGCGUGAUAGUGUCUUUGUGCAUGCGCGGAGCGUGCCCACUCCCAGCGCCUGGAGUAUCGCCAUCCACUGGCCGCUGCUGCAGGCGGGCCUGUGGCUCGAGCAGCCCGACGUCGAUGCCGAGCAGCGAGACUGGCUGCGGACACAUUUCACGCGCAUGAUGCGCCAUGUCGGCUGUAGGCAGUUCACCACGGUCACGCAAUUGCUGGAGUCGGUCUGGGCCAGCAACGAGUAUCAUAAUUCCAUCACGGCCGCAUCGUUGGCAGGUCCUUUGGUCAUAGCCUGA